ACCAGAAACCGAGUUAUCCAAACCAAACCGAAUGGAAGUGGGAAGCCCAUUUAACGAUGAUGCGGCCCUGCUGCGUCUCUAUUAAAACAAUAUCAAAGAGGAAAGAAGAUGUAGAGAGAGAGAACUAGGGUUUCCAGACCAUGAGUCUCCAUCUUUGCGACAACGUUGUUCCUUUGGAUCUGCAGAUCAAGAUUCUUAGCCUCCUGCCUUCAAAAUCCCUAGCUAGGUUUAUGACCGUAUCUAAAUCAUGGCAAGAAAUCAUCAGCAGCAAGAGUUUCAUCAGAUCGCGAUCCUUGACUCAUCCUUUGCGUUUCCUCCUCGCUUUAUACGAUACAGAUUACGAAACUGAUCACAUAAGUUACAGCUUCUUCUCUUCUUCGUCGUCAUCAUCAUCGAUACCAACCACUUUUCUAUCCAAAGUAACUUUGCCUCUCCAUAAAACCUAUUACCCUACUUAUUACGUUAAUGGUUUGCUGAACAUAGGAGAGAUCAUAUGUAACCCUUGCACCGGAAAGACCGUAUAUUUACCAGAGAAUAUUGUCUGCGGAAGAACAGGCACAGCCGAGCGCUUUUUCGGAUAUGAUCCUGUCAAUAACCAGUACAAAGUAUUGUGUCUCACCCCGUAUACUGAAGGAGACACAAAAACGAAUUACGUUCAGGUAUUCACAUUGGGAGCUAAGCCUAAAACAUGGAGAUUUAUCGAUUGUGACAUUCCUCACAUAACUUGGUCUGACGGUCUGUGCAUUGAUGGGUCUUUGUACUACAUUGCCAGCCUGGACAAAGGAAUGUGUCUGAUGAGAUUCGAUUUGAACUCUGAGAAGUUUGAUAUCUUUGCUAGAUUAUCUAAGAAAAUGGAUACUUUGUUUUUUCUUGACGAAGGUUCAAAAACUUUGAUAAAUUACCAUGGCAAAGUAGCCAUGGCCAUUCGACCUUCUUACUCAGCGCCUUCGGUUGAUUUGUUCGUUUUCCAAGCAGGAAAACAGGAUUACAAAGCGAAGUCUUUUGAUAAUAUUCCCCAGCUUCAUUUACCUAUAAAAGGUGUUAUUAAUCAUAUGGGUGACAUUGUUUUUGCACCUCUCCAUUCCAGAAUUGAGGUUAAUGUUAUCCACCACGAUCUCAAGGGAGCUAGUUUUGAGAAGAUGAAGUUUGAUGUUGACGCAAAGAGUGGAUUGGAAUUUAGGUCAAAUUAUUUCAUGGGUUACGUAGAGAGUCUUAUGCUGCUGUAAUUAAGUUAGAGAGAGUUGUUAUUAUUUCCUUCGUUUGCUAUCGGAUGUUGCCAUUACAGUUCAUGUCUCUUGUCUAAACAUGUUAUUCUCUUUUGUAUGCAUACAAAUCUUUCCUAUAUAUAUAUUCAGUUAAACUCGAUAUGUUGUUGCUUAUAACUUUUGCCUUGCACAAUGCAGAAGAGAGUAAAAAGCAUGGUCUCCCAUGGCUUGUCCAGGCCACUAAAGCAUAUUUCGACAUCACAUUAUUACAAUAAGUUCGUUGAAGACUGAGCAUGUUUAAAAAAAAAAAAGACUGAGCAUGUUUGGAGACUUGUGAACAUAUAUACAAAAUAAAAAACCUUGAUUAAAAGCGAAACAGAAACUUUACUAAAUUUAUAAUAUUAAUAAUAAAAAACCUUAAACUGCGUACAUUAGUUUAUAGAUAGAGUAAAUUGGUGUAAUAUAACUAACUAUGAGGAAGAAAGCACCAAUUCCACACGGAUUCUCUUGCCGAGGGAUUCUAGUGAAUUGACCAUGACUUUCUCUCUCUAAAUCCUCCCAAAAACUAAUUUCAUAUUUGCUCUGUUUGGUGGCCGGGGUCCUCUCUUCCGCCUGUCACCAUCCCCUUUCUCUAUAUUUCACUUUCCACCUCCUUCCCUCACUAUCUCUUUUAUCCACUUUUAUAUACUUGCUUCUCUGGAUCUCCACUAGGUCUCUUCUGUUUCGCCAGCGGUUUUAAACGAGUAACCGAGUGUCGUUAGUGUCUUCGUCGUCUCUAGAGGAGCGGUGAAUUGCUGGUUUCGUUUGGUUAGCUGAAGGGUCCCCUCCCCUAGGGUUGUUUCUUUCGUUGUACUCUGCCUCUUGGACGCUUUCUUAGCAUACCUUCUACGAGAUGUAGCUGGAAUAGAGAGUAUAAACAGUUGCCUACAUUUCAAGAGACUACUUGUGUUUCAAUGAAUGCUUUUGUUUAUGACCUUUUGGAUCUAUAAGUACUUCCUCCUUGAGCUUAAC
Messenger RNA from Brassica napus (rape), 2216 nucleotides. Its product is annotated as putative F-box protein At5g15660. Gene Ontology annotation, molecular function: protein binding. The coding region runs from base 141 to 1226 and encodes 361 amino acids. The transcript has a single exon. NCBI's taxonomy places the organism in Eukaryota, Viridiplantae, Streptophyta, Magnoliopsida, Brassicales, Brassicaceae. The record is from RefSeq and is a predicted model, not a curated record.